This is a messenger RNA of Sycon ciliatum, 3198 nucleotides long. Its product is annotated as splicing factor 3A subunit 1-like. NCBI's taxonomy places the organism in Eukaryota, Metazoa, Porifera, Calcarea, Leucosolenida, Sycettidae. Gene Ontology annotation, cellular component: U2-type prespliceosome; U2 snRNP; catalytic step 2 spliceosome. The record is from RefSeq and is a predicted model, not a curated record. The transcript has 22 exons. Gene Ontology annotation, biological process: regulation of alternative mRNA splicing, via spliceosome; mRNA cis splicing, via spliceosome. The coding region runs from base 263 to 2620 and encodes 785 amino acids. Gene Ontology annotation, molecular function: protein binding; RNA binding.
CACUUUGGCUCAACUCAGCACCAUCAUGCAGUGUGAAAUCCAAGAAGAAAACUGCGAACAAUUUCUUGAAAUUUGUUUGAUGACAACCAUGCAGAUGUACGCUUGAGAAGAAGAUUAUAGCAGCGAGCAUUUAAUUGUUCUGGUUAAGAUCAUUGUGUUAGCCCUUGAUUGGAUUCUUACAAUGCAAAAGUGCAACUGAGCACUACGCCGAGACGACGCUGAGUUUGUAUUAUUUUUAGAUUCCACUUAGUAGUUAAGCAAAAUGCCUGUGGAAGUAAGCGAAGGUGCGGCAGCACCGAGGCAAAUGGUGGGAAUUAUUUAUCCGCCGCCAGAAGUGAGGAAUAUUGUGGACAAGACUGCAAACUUCGUAGCCAGAAAUGGGCCUGAGUUUGAGUCCCGUAUCCGUCAGAAUGAACAGAACAACGCCAAGUUCAACUUCUUAACACCCGGCGACCCCUACCAUGCGUACUACCAGCACAAGGUGAAGGAAUGCCGCGAGGGCCGUGGUGGUCCUGAGCCAACGAUUGCGUCUACUCCAAAGACAACAUUUGGUGCUGCCUCAUCAGCCACCCAACAGCAGAUGCUUAUCCAGGAACCCACCGUCCCUAAGGAGGCACCACCAGAGUUUGAUUUCAUGGCAAAUCCACCAUCUAUUUCGGCGCAUGACCUGGAUAUUGUACGGCUUACUGCCCAGUUUGUAGCUCGUAAUGGCCGCCAGUUCCUGACCACGCUCGCAGCCAAGGAACAGUUCAACUAUCAGUUUGAUUUCCUGCGGCCACAGCACAGUCUGUUCCACUACUUCACCAAGCUAGUGGAGCAAUACACCAAAGUUCUGCUUGCACCGAAAGAGGUCACGACAUCCCUACAGAAGGAGGCAGCAGAUAAGAAUGCGAUUCUCAACAAGGUCAAUCACCGCGUGGAGUGGACCAAGUAUCAGCAGCGGCAACAACAGCAACGUGACGAGGAGCUGGACAGGGAAAGAGCUGCCUUCGCUGCCAUUGACUGGCAUGACUUUGUUGUGGUGGAAACGAUCGUGUUCAAUGAAGACGAGAAAGGCGACUUACCGCCGCCUGUCACUCGCGAGCAGAUUGGCGCUCGCGUCAUUGCGACGCAGCGACACAAGGAGAUGCGCGAGCAGGGCAUCGAUAUUGCCGACGUCCUGGCGGCCAACGAAGAAGAAGAAGAACCCAUGGAGUCAGAGGAUCAGGAGAACGAGAAGCGAGAGCAGGCUGCCGUGGAUGACAGGGAUGAGAUGGCAAUGGACAUGGACGAUGAUGAAGAUGAGGGUGACGACGAUGAGCCGUCAAUGGACACUGGUGCUGAGAAGCGGGUGGAUGCUGCUGCUGUGGAGGUACCCGCUGGUGUCCAGGUGCGCCAGAACUACGACCCCAAGUCAAAGAAAAAGUUCGCACCGGUCAAGCCUAGCACAGAGAUGCUCGUUUCACCGCUCACUGGAGAGCUGAUUCCUGCUGAUCGGAUGGCAGACCAUAUGCGAUUCGGUCUGCUGGAUCCGAGAUGGAAGGAGCAGCGUGAUAAGAAUGAGGAGGCCAGGAAGAACCAGGAGGAAGCACUUGGUGGAACGAUCGAGGAGAAUCUCAAGAAGAUUGCCGAGCGUCGUACUGACAUCUUCGGUGUGGGCGGUGAAGAGGCACAGAUUGGACAGAAGAUCGGUGAAGAAGAGGAUAUCGGUGCUUCCAAGAAAGUCACGUGGGAUGGCCAUUCGGGAUCGCGUGAUAUGGUCAAGGAAUCGGCGCGCAAGGAAGUCUCUAAAAUGUCGCUCAGCGAGCAAAUGGCAGCCUCGCAGAAAGCGCGUGGAAUUCUACCGAGGGAGGAAGCGGAGCGGAUCGGUCCUCACCCAGGCCCGCCGCCGAUGCCGCCCGUACCGUUGUCGGCCACGCAGGCUCCGCCACUGCGUCCACCGUCCGGAUCAGUUCGCACGGUAGCACCGCCACCACCAGUGUCCAGCGCCGCGUCAAUGACCGGUGCCGUGCGACCUCCCGCACCUCCGGCAAUGCCUCUUAUUCGUCCCCCGGGUCCUCCUCUGAUGGCCAUGCCCCCACGCAUGCCCAUGGGUGCACGUCCCCCUCCCCCAAUGGGCGCCCCGCCCAUGCAGCGUCCCCCAAUGCCCAUGCCCGGUGGACCGCCUCCACCAGGUCCGCCCGGUCCGCCUAUGCAGCCUGGCAUGGCACCACCUCGACCAGCAGCGCCUCCACCACCAGGCAUGCCAGGACCUCCACCCGGUGGCCCGCCACCACCAGGUGUUGGAGACGAGCCGGCCAGCAAGCGGCGACCUGAUCCCGAAGACCAUCUUAUUCCCGAAGACCAGUUCAUUGCACAGCAUCCAGGUCCAGUAACGUUUGGUGUUGUAAUUCCGAACAGUUCUGAAAAAUCUGAAUGGCAGCUGAACGGCCAGACAGUACGAAUCUCUCUGCCAAUUACCGAUCCUGUAUCAGUCAUCAAGGCCAAGUUGUUCGAGGAGGUUGGUUUGCCAGCAGGAAAGCAGAAGCUGGUCAUGGGACCUAUGUUCGUGAAGGACUCGAACUCGUUAGGCUUCUACAACGUUACGCCAGCCACAGUGAUGCAGCUGCAGCUGAAGGAACGCGGCGGUCGCAAGAAGUGAGCGAAGUGUUUAGUGCGUCGAACGAUUUCCCGAGCCUCUCGGCGGUGCGUUACGCUUGCCCAGCUCUGCUGGUGCUUCAGCUCUUCUCUGCCUCUACUGCCUACUGGCGUUGCUGUGUGGCAAGUAACUGAUGUUUGGUACCUGCCACCACCGCCGCCACUGCUGCUUUCUCGGCUUGCUCGGCUUUCUCAGCUUGCUGCAGGUGUCUGCUUUCUCAGCUUGCUGCAGGUGUCUGCUUUCUCAGCUUGCUGCAGGUGCUGCAGGUGCUUCUUCCAUGUUGUGAUAUUAGAAUGCCUUUUAUCGCGUCGUCCUAUUCAGUUGAUUUCUCGGCGCAUGUUGUCUCCACAGUAGCUACUGUAACUUAUGUGCUCGCCCGUGUGUGUAUGUCCUUGCAAUACUGUUUAGACAGGCCUCAUUCGACAUACAUGUACAUGUGCAUGUUACGCACUGCCAUGGGGCGAUUAGCUACAGUGUAUGCUGGCCGUGUGCAUACAGCAUGCUUUUUGUGCCUUGCCCUGCACAUACUUUGAAGUACUAAGUUUUUUUUCCGGAUAUUAAACAUUGUGUUCUGCCAUGAA